UGUGCAUGUAUGCAGACUAGCAGCCCAAACCCGUGACAUGCUGCAGGCCAUCGUCAAGCUGUGCUGUGGCACUGCCCAUGACCACCUCCGCAAGUUGCCUGGCCUGAAGACAGCAGCUACCACAGUGAUGCAAGAGUUGGGAGGCUCCCACUGCCUGCUCUCCAAAAUUCCUCCUUGUAUUCAGAGGCUCAUGGCCAGGUGCACAGAGCCUGAAGCAGACGUGCAGCCCUCCAGCACAAAUCUGUCCUACAUCCACCAAGGAGAAAGGGCCCUGCAGCAAGCACUGAGCAUCCUGCAGCAGCCACACUGCUGGCAGCCGGAGGCCGUGCCGAAUGCAGGGGCCACAGUGUCCAGCACCACACUGCCAGGAUUGGGCCGAGUCUUUCGGGCUGAGACUGUGCUGGAGGCACCAGUGGGCUGGCUGCAGGAUGAGCUGUUUGAGCGGCUGGAGGAGAUGCCCAGCUGGAACCCCAGCCUCAGCCAUGUGGAGGUGCUCCAACGCCCAGGCAGGGACACGCUGGUGACACACGAGGUGACGGCUGCCAGCCCUGUGGGACGCAGGGACUUUGUCUGCACGCGGCACCGCAGCAGGACACGGGCAGCCAUCUACCUGGUGGGCACCACUGCCCACCUUGAGCAGCCACCCGCACCACAAGGCUGUGUCAGGGCCGAGACACGGCUGAGCUGUAUCGUGCUGCAGCCACUGCCAGGUGACCAGAGCUGCACACGUGUCACGUGGCUUCUCAGCAUGGACCUGAAGGGCUGGAUCCCCACCUCGGUCACCAACCAUGUCCUGCCACAGUGCCAGGCUGAGUUCAUUGGGCACCUCCGCCAGCACCUCUCUGCCAACACCUGUCCUUGACCCUGUACACCAUUAUUCAUUUGUGGAGAGGUAGCUUUAUAUUUCUGUGUGUAUAUUAUACGUGCACAUGGAUAGGAUUUCCCCUCCUGGGCAACCGCAGAGCCAAGGCAGGCAUCGCUGCAAAGCACGGACAGAAACCCAUCUUUCCUCUCACAGCUCCUUCUGGAGCCAUGAAGCAUGACUGUGGCCACUCUGGGACGCUUGGAGCCUACAUAUCCCAGUGGCUUUGCUUAUUUAUUGGAAAGAUAAAGCUGCUUGCAAAAGCCAUGUGAAACCAAACCCUGGCUGAUAAAUAGGAGUUAAAUAAAACACAGAAGUGGCAGCUCACUCUGUGAGAUCCAUUUCAAUCACAUGCAGGUCACGCACUGCAGUACUGUACUAUUCCCACACUCUAAAUAAAUCAUAAGAAAUAGA
Coturnix japonica (Japanese quail) is the source of this 1276-nucleotide messenger RNA. RefSeq names its product steroidogenic acute regulatory protein, mitochondrial-like. Gene Ontology annotation, biological process: regulation of steroid biosynthetic process; intracellular cholesterol transport; steroid biosynthetic process. Gene Ontology annotation, molecular function: cholesterol binding; cholesterol transfer activity. Gene Ontology annotation, cellular component: mitochondrion. Lineage: Eukaryota; Metazoa; Chordata; Aves; Galliformes; Phasianidae. The record is from RefSeq and is a predicted model, not a curated record.